AUGGUCUCCGCCAAUUGCCUCGAGUCGAGCAGUGGUGGCAGCGCACCUUCACCCGAAAGCUUUGAUGUCCUUGAGUGGGUCGGCUCCUCAGCAGCGGACCACUUCCGAUCAAACCUGACGGAGAAAUCCUACAAGGGGGCCGCUCUAAUCAGUUCGCGUCAUGAACGCCUCUUCCAUGCUGAUGAUGCUGAUCAGGCGGAGCUGGAGGAGGAGAUGACUGCAUCACUGGACGCUGCACUGCAGCAAAUACAGCACUAUACCAACCAGCUUGCUAAAGAAACCAACAGGCAUCUUAAAGAGUUGGGCUCAAUCCCUUUGGCAUCAUCACCCUCAGAACAAAGGCAACAGAGGAUCCAAAGGGACCGGCUUAUGAAUGACUUUUCCGCAGCGCUCAACAACUUCCAAGCUGUCCAGCGACGUGCAGCAGAAAAAGAGAGGGAAUCAAUAGCAAGAGCAAGGGCUGGUUCCUGCCUAUCAAAUGAAGACAGUUUUCGGGAUGAAAAGCUUGUCUCCUUUGAUAACCAAGAGGACCUUGGUCCAAUAGCCACCCAGACAGAAGAAAUGGCCAUUACAGAGGAAGAUCUGGAGCUCAUCAAGGAGAGAGAAACCAAUAUCAGACAGCUUGAGUCUGAUAUCAUGGACGUAAACCAGAUCUUUAAGGACUUGGCAGUUAUGAUUCAUGACCACGGAGAGAUGAUUGACAGUAUUGAAGCUAAUGUGGAAAAUGCUGAAGUUCACGUAGAACGAGGAGCGGAACAGCUCCAGAGAGCCGCAUACUACCAGUUCCACGUUAAAGUUUGAUGCAGCUCUGCUUUCCUGAAUGGACCAUCUUCAUCUCCACUGCAGCAAACAGGCAGCUCUGUUUUAUAGAUUACAGUGUCACUUUGACCCGCGGAGGCUCUGUGUUAGUAAGGAGGAAGUGAGGCGACAAUAUGUCUUUGAGGUGUUUUUAUUCAGGAGCUCCAAGUUACACCAACACCCUCUCUUUUUUAGUGAAACAAAGCAGCUUACAUUUACACCUGAGGCAAGUUCCACUUACACCAGGUGAAGGGGUGAUCAAACAACAAACACUUCUUUUCAUGGCGGUUGGCAGAACACUGAGAACGCUGACGCUAUUGCGUCCUCUACUGCGCAUGCGGGACACUUUCAGGUCAUUU
This is a messenger RNA of Poecilia reticulata (guppy), 1157 nucleotides long. Lineage: Eukaryota; Metazoa; Chordata; Actinopteri; Cyprinodontiformes; Poeciliidae. The record is from RefSeq and is a predicted model, not a curated record.